AUGCUCUUUCAAGCUGCUGACAAGUUACAACUUAACAUCAAAUGGAAUCAAGUCUCCCUUCACACCGUCUUUGAAUUUCCUCUUCUGAAGGUUUGCACCUAUGAGGGUCCUAAUGAUGAGCCUCCAAAGGUUAGUUGGAGGAACUUGCUGGUUCGCGAUGUUUACGUUCUUGAUCCACAAUUACGUCGUUGUCGUGCUCGUACCCUUUCGGAACGUCGAUCCAUUUCCAAUCGGAAUCGUGUUGUCACCUUUUUAAAGGACAUUGACACACAUGGUGCAUGGAGUCUCAAAGUUUGUUUUCGGCGUUUGUUACUUUUUCCGUAUUCCUCAACACCAUCACCUUACUUUGAUCACGCAUUCCAUCGACUUUUGGCUCGCACAACUCACACCGGUCUGGAUCUUGUCACUUUCACCCGCAAACAAUUUCGCUACAGCCUCUUGAUUCCUUUUCACCAACUUCCCAGCAGCUAUCCACGUGCUUCAAAAUCCGAAUGGCGACGUUUUUGGUCUGCACCUUUCCCACACCGCAUCAUUACGGUUCUUUGGCGCCUCCAUCACCUUCGAAUACCAUGUCGAGCACGUCUACAUCACCUUGCUCCCACCAUCGCCCCUUCACCACUUUGUCAUAUCUG
Molecule: messenger RNA, 632 nt
Organism: Lichtheimia ornata
Lineage: Eukaryota; Fungi; Mucoromycota; Mucoromycetes; Mucorales; Lichtheimiaceae
Exons: 1
Source: RefSeq, a predicted model, not a curated record